AUGGCGCCUGACCCCGUGCACUCGGCGCCCAAAGCUCGUGUUGAUGAGAAAGCGACUACUAGCGCUGACAAUAUUCCAUCCCCUUCGGAAAGCACUGAUGGUGAACCCGAGCACGAGGAGAUUGACGGCCACUAUGGUUCAUACAGCAACCAUGUCUUCUCGGACCCAAAGGUUGCCGCUUACUGGCGUGGAGUCUACGAGAACGCUCAGUACGAGGGUAGACAUCGCUUCGACCCCACCCUGACAUGGAGCGCAAGUGAAGAGAAGCGUCUAAAGAGAAGAAUCGACUGGAGAAUCAUGACCCAGGCGUGGUUGAUGUUCGUUGCCCUAGAGCUCAACCGUCGGAAUAUCAAUCGAGCUAUUACGGAUAACAUGCUUGGUGAGCUCGGUAUGGACACGAAUGACUUCAACUAUGGCCAAACCAUCUUUCUUGUUUCCUUCCUCGCCGCCGAGCUUCCAUCUGGUCUGAUCUCGAAGAAAGUGGGGCCGGAUCGUUGGAUACCCUUCAUCAUUUCCGUGUGGAGCGUCGUGUCGGCUUCUCAAGCUGGGCUGAGCAGCCGAGCGGGGUACUACGCAAUUCGAUGCAUAUUGGGCUUGUUGAUGGGAGGAUUCAUUCCGGAUACCGUCCUUUAUAUUACAUAUUGGUAUACGAGUCAUGAGCUUCCUAUCCGGCUGUCCUGGUUCUGGACCGUGCUCAGUAUUUGCAACGUUGUUGGGUCACUUCUGGCCGCGGCCAUCCUGCAGAUGCGAGGCAUCGCUGGAUGGGCUGGCUGGCAGUGGUUGUUCCUUCUUGAGGGUCUUUUCACCCUCCUCAUUGGCCUAGCAUCGUUCUUUCUCUUACCACCUUCGAUUACCCAAACUCACAAGACGAAUUUCCUCCGCCGCAAGCCAUGGUUCACGGUCAGAGAGGAGUCUAUCCUCCUCAACAGGCUACUCAGAGAUGAUCCCUCGAAAGGGGAUAUGCACAACCGCCAAGCUGUUGGCCCUGCUCGGCUGUGGAAGUGUUUGAAAGACUUCGACCUCUGGCCGAUAUAUCUGCUCGGACUUACCACUUACGUCCCACCUAAUCCACCUCAGAACUAUCUCGCUCUAAUCCUCCGGACUAUGGGAUUCAGCACAUUUCAAGCGAAUUUGUUGACGAUCCCCUCGCAGUUCGUGUACGGCGUCCAACUGCUCAUCAUUUCGCGCAUCUCGGAAUGGGUCAACGAACGGUCUCUCGUCUCGUCAAUGUCCAACGUUUGGAUUCUGCCGUGGCUGGUGGCAUUGGUAGCACUUGGGGAGAACGCUGGUGAUUGGGUCCGCUACGCCCUGCUCACGGGUCUACUGUCGUACCCAUACUGCCACGCCAUUCUUGUUGCUUGGAACUCCCGGAACAGCAACAGCGUCCGGACGAGAGCCGUAAGCGCAGCAUUGUACAAUAUGUUUGUACAAGCGGGAAACAUCGUUGCAACCAACAUCUACCGCGAGGACGAUCGCCCGUACUACAUCAGGGGAAACAAGGUGCUGCUAGCGCUGUGCUGCUACAACAUCGUCCUCUUCGUCUUUGUCAAGUUCUACUACAUUACGCGGAACAAGAAAAGAGAGCAGGCUUGGGCCCAGUUAUCUGGUGAAGAAAAGAUUGAGUACGUCCAUCAGACGAACGAUGAGGGCGCCAAGAGACUAGACUUCCGGUUUGCACAUUAG
Messenger RNA from Cyphellophora europaea CBS 101466, 1683 nucleotides. RefSeq lists its product as uncharacterized. NCBI's taxonomy places the organism in Eukaryota, Fungi, Ascomycota, Eurotiomycetes, Chaetothyriales, Cyphellophoraceae. The record is from RefSeq and is a predicted model, not a curated record. Gene Ontology annotation, molecular function: transmembrane transporter activity. Bases 1 to 1683 code for a protein of 560 amino acids. Gene Ontology annotation, biological process: transmembrane transport. The transcript has 6 exons. Gene Ontology annotation, cellular component: membrane.